Otolemur garnettii (small-eared galago) is the source of this 2438-nucleotide messenger RNA. It is a transcript of the gene NPAS2, whose product is annotated as neuronal PAS domain protein 2. Gene Ontology annotation, molecular function: RNA polymerase II cis-regulatory region sequence-specific DNA binding; DNA-binding transcription factor activity, RNA polymerase II-specific. Lineage: Eukaryota; Metazoa; Chordata; Mammalia; Primates; Galagidae. Bases 231 to 1970 code for a protein of 579 amino acids. Gene Ontology annotation, cellular component: CLOCK-BMAL transcription complex. The record is from RefSeq and is a predicted model, not a curated record. The transcript has 15 exons. Gene Ontology annotation, biological process: regulation of transcription by RNA polymerase II; circadian regulation of gene expression.
ACGAUUUAGAGUUUUAUUGCCAUCUCCUCAGAGGCAGCUUGAACCCAAAGGAAUUUCCGACUUAUGAAUACAUAAAAUUUGUAGGAAAUUUUCGCUCUUACAACAAUGUGCCUAGCCCCUCUUGUAACGGCUUUGACAACACCCUUUCAAGACCUUGCCGGGUGCCCCUAGGAAAGGAAGUCUGCUUCAUAGCCACCGUGCGUCUGGCAACGCCCCAGUUCUUAAAGGAAAUGUGCAUAGUUGACGAACCUUUAGAGGAAUUCACUUCAAGGCAUAGCUUGGAAUGGAAAUUUUUAUUUCUGGAUCACAGAGCCCCUCCAAUCAUAGGAUACCUGCCUUUUGAAGUGCUGGGGACCUCAGGCUACGAUUACUACCACAUCGAUGACCUGGAGCUCCUGGCCAGGUGCCACCAGCACUUGAUGCAGUUUGGCAAAGGAAAGUCAUGUUGCUACCGGUUCCUGACCAAAGGCCAGCAGUGGAUCUGGCUGCAGACUCACUACUACAUCACCUACCACCAGUGGAACUCCAAGCCCGAGUUCAUCGUGUGCACACACUCAGUGGUCAGUUAUGCGGACGUCCGGAUAGAGAGGAGGCAGGAGCUGGCUUUGGAAGACCCACCAUCCGAGGCCAUCCACUCCUCAGCACUAAAGGAAAAGGGCUCAAGCCUGGAACCUCAGCAGCACUUUAACGCACUUGAUGUGGGCGCCUCCGGCCUCAACGCCAGCCAUUCACCGUCGGCAUCCUCAAGAAGUUCCCACAAAUCUUCACACACAGCCCUGUCAGAACCCACCUCCACUCCAACCAAGCUGAUGGCUGAGGCCAGCACCCCGGCUCUGCCAAGAUCGGCCACCCUGCCCCAAGAGUUACCCGUGCCCGGGCUCAGCCAGGCAGCCACGAUGCCGGGCCCCCUGCCUUCCCCGUCAUCCUGUGACCUCACACAGCAGCUCCUGCCACAGACCACGCUGCAGAGCCCACCCACUUCCAUGGCACAGUUUUCGGCGCAGUUCAGCAUGUUCCAGACCAUCAAAGAUCAGCUGGAGCAGCGGACACGGAUCCUGCAGGCCAGCAUCCGGUGGCAGCAGGAGGAGCUGCACAAGAUCCAGGAGCAGCUCUGCCUGGUCCAGGACUCCAAUGUCCAGAUGUUUCUGCAGCAGCCAGCUGUGUCCCUGAGUUUCAGCAGCACCCAGCGGCCCGAGACCCAGCAGCAGCUACAGCAAAGGUCAGCUGUAGCGACCCAUGCCCAGCUCGGGGCAGGCCCCCAACUUUCAGGGCAGAUCACCUCUGCUCAAGUCACAAGCCAGCACCUGCUCAGAGAAUCAAGCGUGAUAUCAACCCAGGGUCCAAAGCCAAUGAGAAGCUCGCAGCAGGUGAUGCAGAACAGUGGCCGCUCCGUGAGCAGCUUGGUGUCCCAGUUCAGCAGUGCCGCCCCUGUGCUCCCACCGAGUCUCACUCUGACCACCCCCGCCUCCACCCCCCUGGGUGCCAGCCAGUGCCAGCCCAGCCCAGACUUCAGCCACGAUCGGCAGCUCAGGCUGUUGCUGAGCCAGCCCAUCCAGCCCAUGAUGCCCGGGUCCUGCGAUGCGAGGCAGCCCUCAGAGGCCAGCAGGACUGGACGGCAAGUCAAGUAUGCCCAGAGCCAAACCGUGUUCCAAACUCCGGAAGUGCACCCCGCCAGCAGCAGCAGCACCCCAACCCCGGUCCUGCUGACGGGGCAGGCGGUUCUUCACCCCAGCUUCCCCGCCUCCCAGCCACCGCCCCUGCAGCCACCACCGCAGCAUUACCUGCAGGUACAGGCACCAACCUCUUUGCACAGUGAGCAGCAGGACUCGCUGCUCCUCUCCACCUUCUCACAACAGCCAGGGGCCCUGGGCUACCCCCCGCCGCCCCCAGCGCCACCCCAGCCCCCGCGCCCGUCCCGCAGGGUCAGCAGUCUGUCUGAGUCGUCAGGCCUCCAGCAGCCUCCCCGAUAGUGCCCUGGCACUGAAGUGGGGACACAAUCAGCUUUAACCAAUGGACAAGGGUGGGUGGCCACGGGAGAUGGAGACAGGAGUCUGAACCAAACCCUUCUGCGCAUGCUGCGAACAUUUCAAAACUCCUGGAUGUUUCCCGUCUCUGGAGUGCAGCAGCUGGCGCAGGGGGAGAUAACCGGGCAUGUUGGCUGUGCUUCCCUCGCCUCUGAGGUUCUCGGGCACACUCUACAGGCAUACUGGACAGGAAGCACGUGCCCAGGGCAGGUGUCGAUACUCAGUGUACCUCCGGAAGUGGCGCGUCUUACUCUGUCCCCCAAGAGUGCACUGGCGACUCUAGCCAACAGUGGCCCGUCCAUCCUCGCUAGCUGGCCUUCACUCUCUUGAUCGUCUUUCCUUUGUACUCGAGAAGGACUGGGUCAGAGAUCUGUUGAAGAGGGAAUAAAGAGAUUAUUUUUUAUUAUUUUUAAA